This is a messenger RNA of Acinonyx jubatus (cheetah), 5218 nucleotides long. RefSeq names its product semaphorin 4D (gene SEMA4D). NCBI's taxonomy places the organism in Eukaryota, Metazoa, Chordata, Mammalia, Carnivora, Felidae. The transcript is spliced from 15 exons. Bases 1365 to 3953 code for a protein of 862 amino acids. Gene Ontology annotation, biological process: negative regulation of transcription by RNA polymerase II; ossification involved in bone maturation; negative chemotaxis. The record is from RefSeq and is a predicted model, not a curated record. Gene Ontology annotation, molecular function: chemorepellent activity; semaphorin receptor binding.
AGCGUCCGUCCAUCGCACAGACGUGGCCAAUCCCUUUCUUGCUCAUAACCAAGGCUCGAGCACUCGGCGUGUUGUGAUGGUCACCUGUGCCCGCCCAGGUCACAUUUCUGCUUCCUUCAGCGCUGGACGCGUCAGCCAGACCUCCGUCCUGGUGACCGCUGUGAUGGGAGUCAGCACAGGCUGUAGGGGGCACACGUAGGUCAGUGUCCAAUGUCACCGAGCACCGCUGUGUCCCAGGCCCGCGUCCUCCUCUUGUGGAGGGUGGGGUCGCCCGCGGCUUCUGUGGGAGCCUGCCCGCCCACUGCCCAUGUCCUUGGGCUUGUUCGAGACCAGGGUGGGUGCCACCGUCCCCUCCGGGUGCCUCUCUCCAGGCCUGCAGGGUCACACGGGCGCCAGUGCUAUGGGUGAGGUGCACCCACAGGGGCCAGGAGGCGGCACUGGUCCCUCGCCAGCACCUGGUUUGGUUCCCCGGGUGAGUCGCGCUCUGCCCAGCUGUGCCGUGGCCCGCAAUGUGCAGGUGCUCUGCCUACAUCCCUGCCUCAUCUGCCCUGACUGCAAACCCAGGCGCCCCGACCCUCCCCGUUUCCAAGGCUGGAUGCUCGGAGGGGCCGAGGGGCUUCCUCAGGGCCCCUCAGAGCCUGCAAGCUCGCCUGUCCUCAUCCCGGAGCCCCAAGCCCUCGGUAACUGCGGUGGCCUGGUCUGCAGGACCCUCGGGCACUUACUGUGUGUCCUCACGUGGCUCUAAGUGGCCUUUCUCCUGGGGGAAGCACACCCCUUCUCCUUCCUCGGCCUGGGCCCUGAAUGGGCCCACACACAAGAACAAUCGAGCCCACAUCGUGCACAGCCCGCCAUUGAUAGGGACGAGAAUGGGGCAAGCGUGUUCCACGGCCCGAGGGAGGCUCACCGCACCGCCUUGUCCCGCUGCUGAAGGGCGCCUUGUGGUCCCCGAGGCUGGUCCCAGCGGCCCCGCCCAGGCUCGUCCCCGAGACUCCCCCUCCCCCGCGUCAGGACCGAGGCCCCUGCAGCAGAGGUCCCCGGAGGCGGCGAGGGCUGGGCCGGUGGGGUCCUGAGCGCCGUCCUCCCGCGGCCAGUGCGGGAGCGCAGCCCCGGGAGAGAAUUUCUCCGUGAGGCCGGAAAGAAGCACACCGUGUAAGAACCGGCUGGCCUUCAACAUUGGCGGUGGUGACCUUGCCCGGCGCCCAGGAGAUGCGGGUCCUCGGGGCGCGUCCCGCCCAGCGUCUCCGGGCUGUGCUGUGGGUCACAGCUCCUAGGCUCUGAGCAGCGUCUGCCGUGACGCCCACCGUGGCCCCCCCGCCCACGAGCGUUUGCUGCCAGAGCCCCCUCUGCUGCGCCCACCCGUGAGGAUGUGUGUCCCCGUCGGGGGGCUGCUGGCCACCCUGGCCACGGCGCUCGGGGUGGUGGUGGCGUUUGCUCCCGCCCCCAGGAUCACCUGGGAGCACAGAGAGGUGCGGCUGCAGAAGUUCCAUGAGCCGGGCAUCUUCAACUACUCCGUCUUGCUGCUGAGCGAGGACAAGAGCACCCUGUACGUGGGGGCCCGGGAGGCCGUGUUCGCCCUGAAUGCACUCAACGUCUCUGAGAAGCAGCACGAGGCAUAUUGGAAGGUCUCAGAAGAUAAAAAGGCAAAAUGUGCAGAAAAGGGGAAAUCGAGACAGACCGAAUGUCUCAACUACAUCCGCGUGCUGCAGCCGCUUGGCCCCGGUGCCCUGUACGUGUGCGGGACCAACGCCUUCCAGCCAGCCUGUGACCACCUGAACUUAACGUCCUUUCAGUUUCUGGGGAGAAGCGAGGAUGGCAAGGGCAGGUGCCCCUUUGACCCUGCACAGAGCUACACGUCCGUCAUGGUCGAUGGGGAGCUGUAUUCCGGGACGUCCUAUAACUUUCUGGGAAGCGAGCCCAUCAUCUCCCGAAACUCGUCCCACAGUCCUCUGAGGACGGAGUACGCGAUACCGUGGCUUAACGAGCCAAACUUCGUCUUUGCGGACGUGAUCCGAGAGAGCCCGGACGGCACGGACAGCGGGGACGACAGGGUGUACUUCUUUUUCACCGAGGUGUCCGUGGAGUACGAGUUUGUCUUCAAGCUGAUGAUCCCCCGGGUGGCGAGGGUGUGCAAGGGGGACCAGGGCGGUCUGCGGACCCUACAGAAGAAGUGGACGUCCUUCCUGAAGGCCAGGCUCAUCUGUUCCAGGCCGGACAGCAACCUCGUCUUCAACGUGCUGCAGGCCGUCUUUGUCCUCAGGGCGCCGGACCUGAAGGAGCCCGUGUUCUACGGGGUCUUCACCCCACAGCUGAACAACGUGGGGCUGUCAGCCGUGUGCGCCUACAACCUGUCCACGGCCGAGGCGGUCUUCUCCCGCGGGAAGUACAUGCAGAGCGCCACGGUGGAACAGUCCCACACCAAGUGGGUGCGCUACAACGGGGCCGUGCCCACGCCGCGGCCCGGGGCGUGCAUCAACCGCGAGGCGCGGGCGGCCAACUUCUCCAGCUCCCUGGGUCUGCCGGACAAGACCCUGCAGUUCGUCAAGGACCACCCCCUGAUGGACGGCUCCGUGACCCCAACAGACAACAGGCCCAGGCUGGUCACAGGCAACGUGAACUACACGCAGAUCGUGGUGGACAGGACCCGGGCCCUGGACGGGACCGUCUACGACGUCAUGUUCAUCGGCACAGACCGGGGCGCCCUCCACAAAGCUGUCAACCUUGAGAAUGACGCCCACAUCAUCGAGGAGACCCAGCUUUUCCGGGACUUCGAGCCGGUCCAGACGCUGCUGCUGAAUUCUGAGAAGGGCGGAAGGCUUGUGUAUGCGGGCUCCAGGUCGGGUGUGGUGCAGGCCCCCGUGGCCUUCUGCGGGAAGCACAGCACCUGUGAGGACUGCGUGCUCGCCCGCGACCCCUACUGCGCCUGGAGCCGGGAGGCCGCGGCCUGCGUGGCCCUGCCCCCGCACCAGACGGACGGCCCCAGCAGGACUCUGAUUCAGGAGAUGAGUGGAGACGCGUCCGCCUGCCCGGAUAAAAGUAAAGAAAGUUUCCGGCAGCAUUUUUUCAAGCACGGCGGCACAGCGGAACUCAAAUGCUCCCAAAAGUCCAACCUGGCCCGGGUGGUGUGGAAGUUCCGGGACGGCGUGCUCGACGCCGACGGCCCCAAGUACAGCCUGGUGGGCAGGAAGCACCUGCUCAUCUUCAACCUGUCGGAGGGGGACAGCGGCGUGUACCAGUGCCUGUCGGAGGAGCAGGUCCGCAACGGGACGGUCCUGCGGGUGCUGGCCAAGCACGUGCUGGAGGUGAAGACGGCCCCGAGGGCCACAGAGGCCCCCGCCUCGCCGGGCGCCCGGACGGAAGGCGGGAGGACCACCGCCCGAGCGGUGACGGAGUCCGCCCGCGGCCCCCCCGCGCAGACCUCCGCCGCGCGGGUCCCCGUGCCCGGGGCCGUCGCCCCGCCGCCCAGCCCCGCGCCCACGGGCACGUCCUGCGAACCGAAGAUCGUCAUCAACACGGUCCCCCAGGUGCACUCGGAGAAGACGAUGUAUCUGCAGUCCAGCGACAACCGUCUGCUCAUGUUCCUCUUCCUCCUCUUCUUCCUGCUGUGCCUCUGCCUCGUGUCCUACAACUGCUACAAGGGCUACCUGCCCGGGCAGUGCCUGAAGUUCCGCUCCGCCGUGCUGCUGGGGAAGAAGCAGCCCGUGGCGGACUUCUCCGAGUUCGAGCAGAGCGCCAAGGAGACGCUGGUGGAGCCGGGCAGCUUCUCCCAGCAGAACGGGGGGCAGCCGCGGCCGGCCCUGGACACGGGCUACGAGACGGAGCAGGACACCAUGGCCAGCAGGGUGCCCACCGACAGGGAGGACUCGCAGAGGCUGGACGACCUCCCGGCCAGGGACGGGCCCUUCGACGUCAAGUGUGAGCUGAAGUAUGCCGACUCGGACGCCGACGGGGACUGAGUCACCGCCGGGAGCCCGCGUCAGCACGCCUGUCCUGUGUCUUGUCUCUUGCGUCGAGCUUGUGAUUUGGUCUUCGUCCUUUCGGAAAACGGCGAGCAUCGCACCCCGGUCCCCCGCCGGGCCGCGGCGUGAGACGCCCCCGCGGGCGGCGCGUGGGGCCGGGCUGUCCCCGGCCCGCGGACGCUCGCUCGCGCCUGGAGCGUCCCCUUCUCAGAGCAGCCACUGAAAGAUCCUUGAAUUCCAGAUUGGAAAUGACGUUUUUGUUUAUCAGAUUGGUAACUUAUCGCCUGUUGUCCAGAUUGGCACGAACCUUUGCUUCCCAGGAAUUAUUUUUUAUGGUUUUGCUUUUCUCGUGUUAGGUCGUUUCUGUUUUAAAUCACCGAAGCAGACGUUCCAAUAUUGUGAAGAUGUGCAUCUUCCAGGUUUUGUUGUACGUUAGGGGAAAGAUACAGCUUACGUUGCUUACGAUUCUCAGGGAUAAACUUACUUUGGGUAAAUGUGUUCCCUACCUUUUAGACACGUAGACGAAACCAUCUCUUGAGCACACAUUUUUUUUUUUUUUUUUUUUUAAUUUUAUUCCUUGAGGGAAGCAUCCUUUUCAGAGAGAUUUUCUUUCUGUGGUUUUUUCUUCCCCCCUCUUGUUUUAACUCUUUCAAAGAACAGAAGACGGUGGAAGGCUGGCCCGUGAACCAGGCGGGGCCUUGAGCGCGGGUCGGCGGAGCCGGCUGGCCCCGAGCGGAGGGAGCGUGCGUUUUGCCAUCGGAGGCCCACGGCCACGGCUUGAAACCUCCCGUGCAGAUGGACGGACGGACGUUCACCGGGCAUCCGCAGUCACGUCUGGCUUCUGUCUCCCGUCCACCGCCCACCCGGACGACCCGCUCGGCCGAACCGAGCUGUCCACGCCUUCCGGCAAGCAGGACCGCGGUGGCCGGACUGGCCUGUGUCCCCACGAGGCCUGGCGGCUUGCGACCCCACGCCCCACGGCCCCGCGUGGCCCGGCGCUGUCUUCGAAGGUGCGAGUGGGCGAGACGGUUCAAUCUCCACCUGUUGCUUCCCGUGCGCCGAGAAGGCUCUCUUUCCCGUGGCGAGGAGCAGUGACCUCUGGAUCUGUGUGCCUGCGUGGACAGUGUUGUCUUAAGCAUGAUAGGACUCGACUGUUGUGGUGUACACAUUUGUGUUUUAUAAGAUUUCCUUUGUUUUUAUUUUUCUACUUUGAAUUGUAUACAUUUGAAAAGUAACCGAAUAAACGAGCAGCUUAUAUCCUC